AACGUAGAUAUUUUAUCAAGGCCAGGUAAGUGAAACUAACCGGUCACAUACUUUCUAUUUGUUAUAUAAACCAUUUACCAUUAAGUAAACUAAAGGCUCUACCCAGUUUUCCCAACCCAACUACAUAGAUUUUUUUCCUCGGGUGUGGUUUGAUUGCCGCUCCUUUCAUGUUGCUAACGAAAUAAAACGAGGAUCAUGCAUGAAGAAGCUGAGACAUCGGGACGACACUGGAGUGAUGUGUCAAAGAAAGUUGAAAAAAUGAGGUCAGUGUCUCCAGUUCCAAGUAAUGUGUCCAUGAGGAGUGACUGGUCCAAGUGGAACCCUCCAGACUUCAGUAAGGAACCUAGACCUCCUGACCCUAGUCUUAGAGCGGUGUCUCCAGUUCCCAGUAUUAUGUCCAUGAGGAGUGACUGGUCUAAGUGGAACCCUCCAGACUUCAGUAAUGAACCUGGAAAACCGAGGUCAGUGUCUCCAGUUCCCAGUAAUGUGUCCAUGAGGAGUGACUGGUCCAAGUGGAACCCUCCAGACUUCAGUAACGAACCUGGACCCACUGACUCAAAUCUGAGGUCAGUGUCUCCAGUUCCCAGUAAUUUGUCCCUGAGGAGUGACUGGUCCAAGUGGAACCCUCCAGACUUCAGUAAUGAACCUGGACCCUCUGGCCCACACCAAUUAAAAAAUCUGAGGCCUGUGUCUCUAGUUCCCAGUAAUUUGUCCUUGAAGAGUGACUGGUCCAAGUGGAACCCUCCAGACUUUAGUAAUGAACCUGGACCCACUGAUCCACACCAAGUCAAAAAACUGAGGCCAGUGUCUCCAGUUCCCAGUAAUGUGUCCAUGAGGAGUGACUGGUCCAAGUGGAACCCUCCAGACUUCAGUAAUGAAGAGGACACUUCAGUGACACACUCGGAGUUCCCAGUUAAAAAGGUGACCAAAGAAACUGGACUAUUUAAAGAUUUAAAUCUUCUCAGUGAGCAUAAACUCAGCCUGAAGAGGAGAAACGAACACGUGGCUGAAGGCACUGACGCAGCCGGAGCUAGAAGAGACUUAAAAUCUGUCUACACUGAAAUUUACCUCACAGAGAGACAAAAUGAGGAGCUGAAUGCCCAACAUGAAGCCCGGCAGCUGGAGGUCAUUUCUAAGAAGAAGACACUGGAAGAAACCCGCAUCCAGUGCCAAGAUAUAUUCAAACCAUUAACAGACAGAGAUGCCCAGAAGUCGAUCAAAGUCGUGCUGACCAAUGGCGUAGCAGGCGUGGGGAAGACCUUUUCGGUGUUGAAGUUCACUCUUGACUGGGCCGAGGACUUAGAGAACCUUGACAUUGAUUUAGUCAUCCCAUUGUCUUUCAGAGAGCUCAAUUUGGUCAGAAAUGCACAUUACAGUCUGCUAACACUACUGCAUGUUUUCCACCCGACACUGAACAACCUCACAGCUGAUGCGCUCUCCAAGUUUAAUCUGCUUAUAUUUGAUGGUCUCGACGAGAGUAGACUCAAGUUGGAUUUUCUUAACUGUGAGGAGGUUUCUGAUGUGACACUCAAGUCUUCAGUCGACGCCCUUUUGGUCAACAUCAUAAGAGGAAACCUGCUACCCUCUGCUUUAGUCUGGAUCACGUCUCGACCGGCAGCAUCCAAUCAGAUCCCAUCAACGUGCAUCGACAGAGUUACAGAAGUACGAGGCUUCUUCAUGGACGCCCAAAAAGAGGAAUAUUUUCAGAAAAGGUUCACAGAUGAGCAACUGUCAGCUGGUAUCAUCUCCCAUAUCCACGCCUCCAGAGUUUUGCACAGCAUGUGUCAGAUUCCAGUCUUCUGUUGGAUUGUUGCUACAGUGUUUGAGCAUUUGUUCACUACAGAGGGCAGCUAUGAAUUGCCCAAGACGCUCACUGAUCUGUACGCGCAUUUCCUGCUUGUUCACAUGACGAGGAACAAAACUAAAGAUUUGGUUAAAGGGCAGGGCAGACAUUCACUGCAGCUGACUCAGGAAGACAGCGAUGCACUACUGAAGCUGGGGAGAUUGGCAUUUGAGCAGCUCCACAAAGGGAAUGUAAUGUUUUAUGAAGAAGACCUGGAAAUGUGUGGCCUAGAUGUGAAAAAGGCUUCUGUUUACUGUGGAAUUUGCACGAAAAUCUUCACAAAGGAAGAGUGCAUGCUUUUUGACAAAUCGGUUUUCAGCUUUGUACAUCUGAGCGUUCAAGAAUUCCUCGCCGCAGUUUACAUCUUUCAUGCUUACCUCAUCAGAGACGACACGGUGCUGAGAAAUUUCCUUUGCAACAGAUACGCAGAAGACAACGCUGAUGUAAUGCCAUUUGAAGAGAUGGAAGAGGAUGAAGAGGAGGAAGAGGAGUGCUCAGAUGAGGAAGAUGAUUCAUAUCUUGAUAAUUUUUUGAAUACAGCUUUGGAAAAUUCCUUCACAAGUAAAACCGGACACUUCGAUUUGUUUAUUCGCUUCCUUCAUGGGCUUUCUCUCGAAUCCAAUCAGAAACUUUUGGUGGGUCUUUUUGGACGCACAGAAAGCUGCCCUGAAAUUCUAGAAACUAUAAUAAAUGAUCUGAAGAGAGCGGGCAGUGAAGAGGAUGUUAAUCCAGACAGAAGCAUAAACAUUUUUCACUGUUUGACGGAGAUGAGGGACAAAACUGUUCUUGUAGAUCUGCAGGAGUUUCUCAAAUCCAGUCAGCUGAGCAGUCGAUCUGGAGAGUCCUUGUCUGAGCUUCAGUGCUCGGCUCUGGCUUACAUGCUGCAGGUGUCAGAGGAGGUUUGUGAAGAGCUGAACCUGCAGAUGUACAAUGCUUCUCCAGUGGCUCGAGGGAGGCUGGUCCCUGCUGUGAGGAACUGCAGAAAUGCCAUACUGUCGAACUGUGGCUUGUCAGAGACUCACUGUGAGAUUGUGGCCUCUGCUCUUCGGUCUUAUCCGUCUUAUCUCAAACUCCUCGAUAUCAGUGACACUGAACUGGAGGAAUCGUCCGUGAAGCUGCUUUCAGAUGGACUCCAGAGCCCUCACUGCAACUUAGAAACACUUAGGUUAAUGGCAUGUGAUUUGUCUGAGAUGAGCUGUGGUUAUUUGGCCUCUGCCCUGAAGCUGAACCUGUCACAUUUGAGAGAGCUGGACUUAGGGGACAAUAAUCGCAUAAAGGACACAGGGUUGUCUCUGCUCUGUGGCUUUCUGCAAAGUCCAGAUUGUAAACUCCAUACACUUAAGUUGAAUGAGUGCCUUUUGACUGAGGCUGGCUGUGCGUCACUGACCUCGGCUCUGCUGUUGAAUCCUUCCCACCUGAGAACACUCGAUUUGAGCAUCAAUGACGUGAAACAGAGUGGACUGAACUCUCUCAGCAGCUUUCUACAAGUCCCACUGUGCCGGCUGGAAGUUCUCAGACUGGAGAUGUGCAGUGCGACAUGGAUCAGCUGUGCUCCUCUGGCCUCAGCGCUGAAGCUGAACCCGUUUCAUUUGAAAGAAUUGGACCUCAGUCGCACUGAUAUCCGGGACUCAGGAGCACUGUGGGACGUCCUGGGGUCUCCUCACUGUCACCUGGAGAUGCUCAAGUUGAAGAACUGUAGACUGUCUGAUGUCAGCUGUGCAUCUUUACACUCAGCCCUGAAGUCGAGUCAGUUAAAAGAGCUGGACCUCGGCGGUACUUCCACACAAGGUUUAGAGGAGCUUUCUGUUCGGUUUCCUAAUGUGCACAUGAAAUUUUGAGAUCUUUUAUGAAGCUUUGUCUCACACUCCAU
Boleophthalmus pectinirostris (great blue-spotted mudskipper) is the source of this 3713-nucleotide messenger RNA. RefSeq names its product NACHT, LRR and PYD domains-containing protein 12-like. Gene Ontology annotation, molecular function: protein binding. The record is from RefSeq and is a predicted model, not a curated record. NCBI's taxonomy places the organism in Eukaryota, Metazoa, Chordata, Actinopteri, Gobiiformes, Gobiidae.